GAUGACAACAGAUGCGGGAGUCUUCUCUCCUGGAGGGGUGACGAACUGAGCAAUGACACCAUAUCCAAGCCUGGCACUCCUGGUGGUGUUUUCAGCCACUUGUUGGGGUGGGAAAAUUCUGGUCUACCCUUUUGAUGGCAGCCACUGGAUCAACAUGAAAAUUUUGCUGGAGGCGCUUCACUCUCAAGGCCACGAAAUCACAGUGCUGCGAACCUCCACCAGCUGGUACGUAUCGGAGAAGUCGCCCCACUACACCUCCAUCACCAUCGAGCUGGAGCAGUCCCAGAACAUCGAGAGCCAGAACUACAUGACCUCCUUCCUGGAACGAUCCAUCGAGAUCCAGCGCCACAGAGGCUCGCUGUGGGCGUUUGUGGAGUUCUACAGGAACCUUUUCAGUCUUAUUGGGGAGAAUCAGGUGGCUGUGGCAAACAUGAUAGUCAGCGUAUUUGAAAAUCAAACUCUAAUCAAGAAACUGAAAGAAAGUAGAUAUGAUCUUUUCUUGACAGACCCGGCCUUUCCGGGCGGAGUGCUGCUGGCUCACUAUCUGGACCUGCCCAUGGUUUUCAAUGUGCGCUGGCUUUUCAACGGAGAGGCACACUUUUCCAUCGCACCGUCUCCUCUUUCCUACAUCCCUCAAUUGUUCUCCCAUUACUCGGACAGAAUGGACUUCUCCCAAAGAAUCAACAACAUCAUCUAUCACGGUGUCCUGCUUUACAUGUACCACUACGUGUCCAAUCCGCCUUACCAGGCCGUGUGCGAUCGCUAUUUCGGCGGUGACGUCAGCAUCAUGUCUCUCAUGCAGGGAGCCGAUCUGUGGCUGAUGAGGGUGGACUUUACCUUCGAAUUCCCUCGACCCACCAUGCCCAAUGUGGUCUACAUCGGAGGGUUUCAGGGGAAGCCCUCCAAGCCUCUGCCGGCGGAUUUGGAGGACUUUAUGCAGAGUUCUGGGGAUCACGGCGUGGUUGUCAUGACUUUGGGGACGCUCCUUGGCGACCUCGGCCCUCAGCUAUCGCAGAUCAUCGCCUCUGCUUUUGCUAGUCUCCCUCAAAAGGUGGUCUGGAGACAUAUUGGGAAGAGGCCCGCCACUCUGGGGAACAACACCCUACUGGUGGACUGGUUGCCUCAGAACGAUAUACUGGGUCAUCCUAAGACCAAAGUCUUUGUCACGCACGGGGGCACUAACGGCAUAUACGAGGCCAUCUACCACAGCGUCCCGAUUUUAGGGAUUCCGCUCAUCUUUGACCAGCAUGACAACAUGGUGCGGAUGAAGGCCCGCGGAGGCGCCGAGUUUCUGGACGUGGCGGCGCUUGACGUGGAAUCUUUCAGCGCUUCCCUGAGGAACAUUCUCGAUCCCCAGAAACCUUACAAGCAGAACAUGAUCAAACUUUCCCGACUUCAUCGCGACAAACCCAUGAAACCCACCGACACUGCUGUCUUCUGGAUCGAGUACGUCAUGAGGCAUCGAGGUGCGGCACAUCUGCGUACAGAGUCUUAUAAAUUGCCAUGGUACGCCUAUCACUGUCUGGAUGUGAUCGCUGUCCUUGGGCUUUUCUGUUUUCUAGUUGUUGCAUCAAUGUGGGUUUCCUGUAGAUGUCUCUGUAAGCACCUAGUGAAGGCAAAUAAUUCCAGGUUCAAAUCCAAGAGAGAGUAAUUUUAGAACUACUCGUCGGGUACUCCUGUUUCCUCCCACAUUCCAAAAAUAUGGUUAAAAUAUGUUAGGUUAAUUGAAGACUCUAAAUUGCCCGUAGAUAUGAAUGUGAGUGCUAAUGGUUGUUUGUUUCUACGUGCCCUGCUAUUGGCUGGCGACCAGUUCAGGGUGUACCCUGCCUCUCACCCAAAGAUAUCUGGCAAAGGCUCCAGCACGCCCGCGACCCUAGCGGGGAUAAGCGGUACAGAAAAUGGAUGGAUGGUCUGAACAGUAUUUAUUUACUGCAAAUAAUGUAUCUUUGUUCAUUUAUGUCAGUGACCAGUGGCGAGGUCAGCCAUAUUUUAGGCGGGCUCGAGCCCACCCAAAAGUUGUCUUAGCCCAUUCUAUGAAUUCGUCCUGUAAUUAAUUGGAGAGAAAAAAAUCUAUAUACAUAUAUAUAUAUAUAUAUAUAUAUGUAUAUAUUCGUUUUUAUUAUCAAUGUUCUAUUUUACCUUUUCAAAAUUUUAUUUUAUUUUAUUGGAAAGAAUGUUAUGCGGUGAUAAAACACGCUUUGGUAUUGACCCAAAAAAUUUUAACCUCGUGAAAAUCGGUUGAGAAAUGUACAAGGUAUGACUAAUCUUCAAUGUCCAACGUCUUUGAAGGGAACAUCGACCUUUCCAACAUGGCCGCCAGGUAGGCACGUCCGUUAGCAGGAUUUCUAUAGCGCGCUGGCGUAUAGUCUUAAUAUCUGUGGUCUGAACCGCUACACACAUUUGCAGCUGUGUUAACGCCAAUGACCAGGUAAUGCUUGAUUUACAAGCCUGACACAAUCUAUAAAAUGACAUUUGACCGCACGGCGAUGCUUCAAUUCCUUCUCUUGAACUGCUCUAUGUUAUGUGUCGGCAUUGACUCG
Molecule: messenger RNA, 2540 nt
Organism: Phycodurus eques (leafy seadragon)
Lineage: Eukaryota; Metazoa; Chordata; Actinopteri; Syngnathiformes; Syngnathidae
Product: UDP-glucuronosyltransferase 2B20-like
Exons: 2
Coding region: 53-1651 (532 amino acids)
Molecular function (GO): UDP-glycosyltransferase activity
Source: RefSeq, a predicted model, not a curated record